AUGCUUGGUUUUUCUUUUUCUCUUCUUCUACAGAGUGUUUCUAAUCACAAUUUGGCUUCCCCAAGAUUUCUCCUUAGUACCAAGGCUAACCCUUUUGAUUCUGCUGACGAGUUGGAUAACAAUAGUAACAGAACUCGUAAAAACUCUGGCUUAAUAAUAUCUAGAGAACCUUCUAUUGACGUGGGCACGAAUCCUUUUGAUGAAAGUCCAAUUAAAAAUACCUCAUUGGCUGUGACCUAUCUGUCUUCGGCAGACAAAAGCAGAUACCAGAAUGAUUUGGAGCAUGACCUUAGUUGGGUGGAAAAGGUGAAACCAGAUGUUUCCCUCUUAGAUUUAAGUAAUCUUGUGCUGGAGCUGAAGGAUAUGGCUGUGGACAUGGGAUCUGAAAUCGUUAGGCAGAAGAAAGCCCUGGAUCGUUCAGGAUGA
Molecule: messenger RNA, 426 nt
Organism: Striga hermonthica
Lineage: Eukaryota; Viridiplantae; Streptophyta; Magnoliopsida; Lamiales; Orobanchaceae
Source: the annotation of a GenBank genome assembly